Molecule: messenger RNA, 2512 nt
Organism: Mycetomoellerius zeteki
Lineage: Eukaryota; Metazoa; Arthropoda; Insecta; Hymenoptera; Formicidae
Gene: Cda4
Product: chitin deacetylase Cda4
Exons: 9
Coding region: 404-1972 (522 amino acids)
Biological process (GO): carbohydrate metabolic process
Cellular component (GO): extracellular region
Molecular function (GO): chitin binding
Source: RefSeq, a predicted model, not a curated record
ACAGUUGUACAUAAAAUUCUAACGUUCCUGAUAUUUGACUGUUUCAAUAUUAUCGAAUUGUUAGCACAAUUUGUUUGACUUCCAGCGAUGAAAAAUCGUCACGGAGCUGCGCUGAUCCGUGCCCGUUUGAAAGCGAAAUGAGCGGAAAAGACGGUGCAAACUGUGAAUCUGCGGCGUAUCGUGUCUGAUAUGAAAGACAGCUUUCCUCUUUGGUUUGUCCCGAUGCAACGGUGAGCCGUCACGCCGCUUCGGUAGAAAGUGGUCAGCCAAUGAGCUGAGAACUGAUUCUUGUGCCGGCCAGUUCCCGAGAACUGUCGCGACGGCGGUGGCGAUGGUGGUGUACUCCUGGCGCGCAGUGUCGCGGUAACCGAUCAACCUGGUGGAUCGGUCAGUCGGUUGAUUGAUGAUACGUCGCUGUGGUCGCGGUGGAUUGCACGAAUCGAACGAGGAAAGACACGCGAAGGAAUUGGAACGCGCGACCGUCAGCUGGGGAACACCGAGACGCCGCGCGCGGUAUACGAUGAGGCUCCAGGAAGCGGCGCUGCUCUGCGCCGUCUUGACAGCCGUCGCAGUACAUUGUCAGAAGAAUAAGAAGGAUGAGGACAAGAAAGACGAGGAGUUCAGGUGUCCGGAGGGUCAAGGUAAUGGUAAUUUUGCCGACCCGGCAACUUGCAGGAGGUUUUAUCAGUGCGUCGAUGGAUAUCCCUACUUGAACCGAUGUCCAUCGGGCCUGCACUUCGAUGACAUUAGUAAGUUUUGUACCUUCAAAAACGAGGCACGAUGCGGACCCAUCGAGGCCACGCCAGCACCAAUCACUGAGCCACCGACGGAUUUGGCAGAGCGCUGUGACACGGCAGACUGUCUACUUCCGUACUGCUUCUGUUCCAGAGACGGCACGAUAAUUCCUGGUGGUCUUCACCCAGAGGAGACCCCGCAAAUGAUAAUAAUGACGUUCGAUGGUGCAAUAAAUCACAACAACUUCGAUCACUAUCAAAAGAUAUUCACCCAAGAUCGCUUGAAUCCCAACAACUGCCCAUUGAGGGGCACGUUCUUCAUCUCUCACGAAUAUUGCAACUACAAUAUGGUUCAGAGUCUAGCGCAUGACGGUCACGAGAUUGCGACUGAGACGAUCUCACUUCAAAAAGGCUUGGAGGAUAAAGGUUAUGAGGAAUGGGUCGGCGAGAUGAUCGGAAUGCGCGAGAUACUAAAGCAUUUCAGCAAUAUUUCGACCGGCGAAGUCGUCGGUAUGCGAGCGCCUUACUUGAAACCUGGUCGCAACACUCAGUAUAAGGUGCUCGAGGACUUUGGAUACAUAUACGACAGUAGCAUAGGAAUCUCGCCAUUGAAAGUACCGAUCUGGCCGUACACCCUCGACUAUAAAAUCCCGCACGAAUGUAAAGCGGGCACCUGUCCCACCAAAUCGUUCCAAGGCAUUUGGGAGUUACCCUUGAAUGCGCAUUAUGUGGAGAGUUAUGAAGGUGGACACUGUCCUUACUUAGAUCAAUGUGUUCUUCACAAUCACGAUCCCGAAGAGGUGUUUGACUGGUUACAGGAGGAUUUUAACAGAUAUUACGAACAAAAUAGAGCGCCAUACAUGAUGCCUUUCCAUACUAAUUGGUUUCAAAUCAAGGAAUUGGAACGCGGUCUAUCGAAAUUUCUCGAUUGGGUGGUAACGCUACCUGACGUUUACUUUGUAACCGCCACGCAGGCGUUAACAUGGAUGACCGAUCCGAAAUCGAUUAAAGCUCUGCAUAACUUCGAAGGAUGGUCAUGUAAGAAAAAAGAGAAUUUGCCCGGACCACCGUGUAACAAUCCACACAAAUGUGCUUUAGACUUCAAGCCUCCCGAAUCAAAUUUCACAACGACUAGGUAUAUGGAAACGUGUAGAGAGUGUCCAAACAAGUAUCCCUGGUUGGGAGACUCGAAGGGUACAGGGCUAUACAAUGAUAAUUACAAUCCUGAAAAGAAAUAGGAGUGUCACUUGAGUUAGAUUUAAAUUUAGUGCAAACGAUUCGCGUUUCGUUGUUAUCAAAGUAAAUGUUUUGUAUGUGUGUGCGAUAUAGACUUAUUAUCGAUUAUACACGUAUUAAGCAUCUUACUGUUUAAUAUUGGAGAAACUUCAUAAAAUUUUAAUUUGUAUUUCAAAUAUACAUACGAGAAUAUACAGUAUACGUAAAUUUAUAUUUCUAUCUUCGUAUACGACAUAUACACUGGAAUCUCGUAAUAGUGAACUUCGAAAUAGUAUGAAAAAUCCCUUCUGCGAUAUGAAUAGCAUGAGUGGGGAAUAGUAGUAGCCACUAAAAUUUUUAAUUUUAUUGUUUUGGAGUGAAGUAGGGACAAUCUUGUUAUAACGUUCAGACCUCCGAACUGCACGCUAUUACGAGGUUUUAGUGUACUUACUCGACAAAGUUCGCAUCUAUUGAUGUUAAGUGUGUACUGCUCAAUCUGAAAGAGAAAAUAAAAUGUUUCGCGGUGCUACAUAAAAUCUAAAAAAAAAUCUGUCUUUUAUUUA